AUGAAAUCGCUUUCAUUUAACCUCUUGCAGGAGAGCUCCUCUUCAAGCAGAGAAAUGGACAAUGGGACAGUGGUGACCGAAUUCAUCCUUACGGGACUUUCCAAUUGCCCAGCCAUUCGCUUCUCCCUUUUUGUUGCCUUUCUGUUGAUCUACUUGAUAACCCUCUCUGGCAAUGGCCUCAUCUUCAUAGCCAUAGGGACUGAGGCUAAGCUGCACAACCCUAUACACUUUUUCCUCAGCAACCUCUCCUUGUUAGACAUCUGCUGGCCCACUGCUACCAUGCCCGAGAUGCUGGAAAACUUCUUGUCAGAGAGCAACACAAUUUCCUUCACUGGCUGCAUGCUUCAGCUCUAUUUCCUGGUGGCUCUAGCAGGGAUGGAGUGUUGCCUGCUGGCUGCCAUGGCAUAUGACCGUUACAUGGCCAUAUGUCACCCUCUGCGCUACACAACCAUGAUGAGCAGAGGUGUGUGUCUCCAGCUCUCAACUGUGUCCUGGCUCAUCGGGGUGCUGGUGGGAGUUGGGCAGACAACUUUCAUGUUCACUCUGCCCUACUGUGGGCCUAAUAGGAUCAACCACUUCUUCUGUGACCUACCCCCGCUGCUGAAGCUGGCCUGUGCAGAUACUUACAGGAAUGAAAUAGCUGUUUUCAUCAUCGCUGUCACCUUUGUCACGGUCCCCUUCCUGCUCAUCCUUGUAUCCUACGUCCGUAUCCUCCACGCUAUCUUCAGUAUUCCGUCAGCCGCGGGCAGAAGCAAAACUUUCUCCACCUGCUCCUCCCACCUCAUUGUGGUGACCUUGUUUUUCGGGUCCAGCAUUGUGAUGUAUCUGAGACCCAAAUCCCGCUACUCACUUAACACUGACAAACUUCUUUCCCUGUUCUACUCAGUGGUGUCUCCAAUGCUGAACCCUUUGAUCUACAGCCUGAGGAAUAAGGAGGUAAAGGAAGCCCUGAGAAGGGUGAUGGCCAGAAAAAUAUUUAUUUGA
Messenger RNA from Chrysemys picta bellii (western painted turtle), 984 nucleotides. NCBI's taxonomy places the organism in Eukaryota, Metazoa, Chordata, Testudines, Emydidae. The record is from RefSeq and is a predicted model, not a curated record.